This is a messenger RNA of Aedes aegypti (yellow fever mosquito), 5179 nucleotides long. RefSeq names its product disks large homolog 5 (gene Dlg5). Bases 155 to 5098 code for a protein of 1647 amino acids. NCBI's taxonomy places the organism in Eukaryota, Metazoa, Arthropoda, Insecta, Diptera, Culicidae. The transcript is spliced from 9 exons. Gene Ontology annotation, molecular function: protein binding. The record is from RefSeq and is a predicted model, not a curated record.
AGUGUUCAUUGUCAAACGUGAAAUAUAAAUGUGUACAAUUUCAUACCUCAUCUGCAACAUUAUCUGAAGAGGAAAGUUUAAUUUAUUUUUCUACUAUUUUCGGUAAUAUAUGCAUUAUUUUUCAUGCGUGAAACAUCAUAUUGAGUAAAUCAAUAUGGCAUCUAGUGAAAAUAAUAGUGAUGAAGGAGGAACUGCAGCUGAUUAUGAACACAUGAUUCAAAUCGAGUAUUUGAAGGAAAAGUAUCGAGAAGUGGUAUCAAAACUGAAAAGUGUCUCCAAUGAUAAAGAAAGAUUGGAAAAAGACUAUCAACUCACUAAAAAAGAAUUGGAAACCAACAAAGGAGACUUUUUCAACACUUGUCAUGAUUAUAACAUGCUAAAACAAAAGUAUGAUAACCUACGAUUGCGCUUUGAUGAGUAUUCUAAUGACCCCCCUGAUUGUACACAUUGCGAGGAGUUGAAGAAAGAAAUACAAACCGUUUAUUCUGAAAGAGAAUCAGUUUUCAAAGAUAUUCAAUGCCUUGAGCGUAAACUGCAAGCAGCAGUGCGUUGUCGUGACGAUUCAUUAAAGAACUGCGCUGCCCUUCAAGAAAAAAUAGAACUGCUGAAAAAAGGAAAUUUUCACACAAACGAUGGUGGUUGGAAUAGAGAUCGCGCUGAAAGCAAAGAUAAGUUUGAAAUUGUAUCUGAAAACUUGGAAUCCGCAAGCAGAGAAAUUGAAAGGUUAAAAAAAGCGUUGGAUAAAGCAAAAGCUGAAAUAGCUAGAUCAGUGCAGGAAACUGAAAUUGCUAAAGGGCGUAGAGAUUGGGCGAUAUCAGAAAGAGAAAAAAUUGUUCAAGAAAGAGAUAGUGUUCGAAACUUAUGUGAUGAAAUUCGCAAAGAACGUGACACCGCAACCUCAAAGUUGUUGGCUGCUAUAAGAGAUAAGGAUGAGGCUUGUAAAGAAAUAGAACAACUUACCGAGCGACUAGAUUCACACAACUUGAUGAAAGAUAAUUUGGCCAACAAUAACACAAAUCCUGGAAAGUUAUUCAAUUCAAUGGAUGAUUCAGGAAGCAACUCACUAUAUAACACAUCCAGUUUAGACUCAGUGUAUGACUUAGAUACACUGCUGCAAUAUGAUACGAAAGUUAUUGAAAUUGAUUCAUCGUUACUGGAGAACAAUUCUUCCAACUGGGGUCUAAUUCUUAGAGAGAAUAUCGACGAAUAUAAUGACAAUAAUGUGAAGGGUCGUGUAGUGGGUCCAUCGGUUCUAUCUGUUGAGCAUAACUCUGUCUUUUUCGGAAGAUUGUUACCAAACGACAUUAUAUAUCAAAUUGAUGGUCUAGACUGCACUAAGUUCCCAAAACGAAAAAUAUUUAAAGCAAUCAGAUGUAGUCUUCCAUCAUGCAUCAUCAUGAUUAAACGACCAAUCAAGCGACUUCUUCCCGUACAGGUCAAUUAUUUAAAUGGAAAUAAAAAUCAUGGACUUCACUUGGAAACCGGAAUAUUCGUAUCUAAAAUCGAACCAAAUUCACUUGUAGAUUGUGAUGGCCGACUGAGUACAGGAGAUCGCAUAAUAUCAAUAAACGGAAAACCCACUAGUGGAAUUAAGACUGUUAAUGAAAUCAACGCAAUCAUCAAUGAUAUGACACACAACUGCUUGAGUUUGAUUGUUGUUAAAGAUCUGGUAGGGUGUCCUAGUGAUAUAAGAUAUUUUGAAGCGAGAAACAAACUUUUACAUUGUUCCACCAGUUCCACUCAAACAGAAAACAUAAUGGACAAUAUUGGAAGCGCGCAUAGGGAAGCUUUUAACCAAGUAAGCUUGGAUUUGGAAAAUAACCAUUUUCUACCAUCAGCAAUGCCGUUCAGUAUUCUAACUACAGCCAGUACUCCAAGUUCUAUUAUAGCCAGUACACCUACGUCUUCCAAAUCAGCGUCUAAGUUAACAGGAAUGCUUCAAAAAUUGAAAGAUAAAAUGAACAUAAGUACUCAUAAAGACUGUCAAGAAAAUGAUGCAAUUGCCGCUCUAGAUUCUGUUUUAGACAGUGAUGACCAAGAGUCCAACCUUCCGAUGUAUUCAAAAAAUCGUGACAAGAAAACAAAGAAAAAAUCUAAGGAUUCUCAAGACGUACCUCGCGGAACUUGGCCACGAGUAACAAUGACAGUUCAUUCAAACGAUAACCACGUAGGAACGGUUUUACAUCGACCGAAAAGAGAGCGUCCUAAGUUAAGUAUCCCGGUGGAUAAAUUAGAUAGUUCUAAUUAUUACAAUGUUAGCUUACCUACUGAUGAAUGUGGACUUAUAACACCACAAUCUGCAUCAAAUAAUCCAACAAGUGGCGUUAAAAAACGGAAUUCAAACCCAAGUAGCAAUUUCGAUACUAGUAGAAUAGUACAAACAUCGAAAUAUGGAUAUGACUUCAACGCAUCAAAAUCUGGCAAAUUUCCACAUUCAAGAACAUUCACAUAUGACUUACACAAUAAUGCCCAUAUUUCAAAUAUCAAUAGACACAGUCUGAAUCUAUCAUCAUUAAAUAAACAGCAAUUACAACACCAACAUACACAACAUUUGAAUACCACAGAUUAUAUGCCAAGAAAAAGUAACAAUUCUAUUGACUCAACAACACUGCCCUCAAAAAACCCAACGAGCUACACAUUCAGUAAUAACAUCUCUCAGAAGGACCCUCUAGACUGCUAUCUGUCUACUAAGAUUUCAAAGCAUUCAUCCAAGUAUUCUAGUGAUACCGACAGCAUUGAUAUAGAAAAUGUUUCUCUCACAAUGGCACUACAUACCCAUACGAUGCCUCAUUCCCACUCUAGAAGACAAUCUAUCAGUAAUACGAGCAAUGCGUCUUCAACGAAUAAGGCUAAUUCAGCAAUAGGGGUUAGUGGGAUGAGCUUUCCAAAUGCUUUCAAUUCAUCGGUAUAUUCUACAAUAACUCCGUAUCAUCAGAGUGCAUGUUCUCCUCAAGGGGGAAGUACAAUGCGCCCAGCAAGUAAUGUUAUACCAUCUACAGAGUAUACAAUUUUACCACAAACAUCUCAUCAUUCUCAAGGGUCGUCUAUUGAUUACCCAUUCAAUCGAUAUAGUCAAAUCCAAUCUUCGAAGGAAGAGGUUCCUUCUGGUUUGCUGGGCCAUAGUUAUGAAGGGGGAACCUUCCCGCGGAAUAAAGUGCAUCAGGGAUACCGAAUCCCUUCAAAUCAAAGCGUCACCAGCAGAGGAAGUGGAAUUAAAAUUAGUAAUGGAUCAAUUGAUUACUGUAGCUCAGGACGUGCAUCACCCAUCCCAACAUUUCAUGUACAAGUAAUUGAGCCUGGUCGUAUAUCAACUUCAAGUAAACGUACUUCAUUACAAGACUACAAUGCCCGAGGCAAACCAAACAUUGGAGAAGUCCGACGUGUACACAUUGAUAAAAGUGAAAUGUCUCUCGGUAUCAAAAUUUGUAGCCGUGGUAACGGAGGAGGAGUAUUUGUCUCAAAUGUUGGAGAAAACAGCCUUGCUAGUAAAGUGGGACUUCAAAUUGGCGAUCGUUUAUUGGAAGUAUGUGGAAUCAAUUUAAGAAAAGCUACAUAUGAUUUAGCUGCUAAUGUACUGAGGCAAUGUGGAAACUCGAUAACAAUGUUAGUACAGUACAAUCCAGAAAUCUAUAGUAAUCUUACCACCAGUGAAGACAACAUUGUUCAUUCAAGUUCACCAACACCACAAAAUUCGCCACGUACAAUAGGAAGAGCUAUGAUGUCUUCAGUCAAUACAACAACGGUUAAUCCUGUAUCAACAAUUGCCCCAAAAACAUUAUCUUCUAAUGAAGAUCAUCCAUCUCAAAUGUCCAGUUCAUCUCAAAGUAGUCAUUAUAAAGAACAACCACGAUUGAUAUUUAUUGAAACUAGAAAAAGCUCAAAUCUUGGCAUAAGCCUAGUUGGAGGAAACGCAAAUGGUAUUUUUGUGCACGGAGUACAAAAAGAUUCGAUAGCUGAUAAUGCUGGACUACGAGUAGGGGAUCAGAUUUUGGAGUUUAAUGGAACUGAUUUACGAAGAUCUACAGCAGAACACGCUGCAUUAGAAAUAGCCAAACCGGCAGAAAAUGUAGCAGUUCUUGUGUUCUACAACAUACAAAAAUUCAAUCAAAUUAAAGAUAAACCUGGCGAUGCACUAUACAUUCGUGUUGGGUUUGAUCGAAAUUGUGAUCUUGGAGAAUCGGAAUUGCCAUUCAAUAAAGACGAAGUUUUGUAUGUUGAUAACACAAUGUUUGGUGGUGUUCCUGGGCGAUGGCGUGCUUGGAAAUUGGAUGAAUAUGGACAUAAACUUCAAUGUGGAAUUAUUCCGAAUAAGCUAAAAGUUGAGGAAGAAUUACGAUUGUUUGGUGAUAUUCAAGAUGUGGAAACAACAAGACGAGGCUCCACUUCGGCAAGACGUUCUUUCUUCAAACGAAUAAAACCGCAAAGAAGCUCAUCAAGAGAUUCAAAAGAAUUAGCUAGUUUUAGUAACACUCAUCUAAGCCUAUAUUUAGAAACAGGAAAUGUCGGUGAAGAUGGAUUUACAAGCUAUCAGCGAGUUGAACGUCUUGAAUAUAAAUAUCGCCCAAUAUUGAUUGUCGGGCCGCUAUCCGAAUGUGUGAUUGAAAAAUUAUGUAUAGAUUUUCCUGAACAUUUCCAUCGUUCUCAACAACGUCAAAUGCGGUGUACAAAGGAGGAUAUGGAAAGCGGAGUACAGAAUAAUGCAAUUGCCGACUAUCGUAGAAGAGGAAGUAUAUUUGAAUACACUACAAUUCAGUCAAUUCUUGAGAACAAGCAACACCAUUAUAUCCUGGAUGUUUGUAUCUCGGCGGUUGAGCGUCUACAGCGAAAUCAGAUAUAUCCAAUAGUUUUAUUGUUACGCUUCAAAUCAUCGAAACAGAUCAAAGAAAUAAAGGAUUCACGUCAUUCUACCGAUAAAAUUUCUGCGAAAGCUGCAAAGGAAAUGUAUGAACAUGCGCUAAAACUAGAAUCAGAUUAUCGACAGUAUAUCUCAGUUGUAAUAUCGGGAGUUAACAUAGCACAUAUGUGUACACAAAUAAAAUCAGCUGUUGACAGCGAACAGAAAAAACUACUAUGGGUACCAGUUACAACAAUGGCGUAGAGUAAAAAGCGUGUUGACAAAAUCUACUAUGUCUAAGAUCUACAUGAGUUGAGGAAGUGUAAUGAUUUAGAAAAUUUCGUU